AUGAAGUGUUGGGCUAACCAACAAAAGAGCCUUAUCCCUCGUACCCUUUAUCGAAACCACCGUGAAGCUUGGGACGAUCAUAGAGGCCCAAAAGGACCCAUAACCUUGACAAAUGACAAGAGAGGCCCUAGGCUGGAGACUAUCAUAGAGGCCGAAAGCUGGAAGAGUGGCCUAAAUCCUAUACACGAAGCGCAUAAAUUAUUUGAUUGGUUUAAAGGCAGCGAUGCACCAAAAAACCAAAUCAUUGGGAAGCCAUGGAAAGUCAUGAGGGUACUCUUGCAUGUAGCUUGA
Molecule: messenger RNA, 291 nt
Organism: Dovyalis caffra
Lineage: Eukaryota; Viridiplantae; Streptophyta; Magnoliopsida; Malpighiales; Salicaceae
Source: the annotation of a GenBank genome assembly